Messenger RNA from Prorocentrum cordatum, 2088 nucleotides. The record is from the annotation of a GenBank genome assembly. NCBI's taxonomy places the organism in Eukaryota, Dinophyceae, Prorocentrales, Prorocentraceae.
CGCCUCAUCCCGAUUUCUUUGGGUAUUUUUGGACUGUCUCGGGGCCAUCUUGGACCAUUUUGGACCAUUUUGGCCGUCUUGGAGGCCCUCGGGGGUGUGUAGCCAUUUGGGCUCAAGCGCGCGAACACUCCUAAAUUGUACACGUUGCAGGUUCUCUAUCCCCAGAACAGGGCCCCUCACUUGACGGAUCGACCUGCAUGGCUGUUUUGCAGGUGUUGCGCUUCGUAUGGCUGUCACUGGUGGUGCUCCCGCCUGUCCGUGGACUUUCCGCAGUCCGUCUGCCCCAGACGGAACCAAUACACAGCCAGCAUGAUAAUAAUAAUAAUCGAUAUGGAUCCAUAGGGCAAGAAGUUGAAAUGGACGAACUAUUCGAUAGUCACGCACGUCUCCCUCCGAAGGCGAACUGCACCGAGGAAAGCUGGAUGAUUCCUAAGCAUGAGGUGUCUCGCAGAAAACACUUCAAUUUCUCGCAGAAGCCGUGGAUCGUGUUCAGAGGGGCAACAUUUCGCGCCACAGCCGAGGCGCAAGAUGUGGCGCUCUGCUCGAUAAGGCGCCACGUGGUGGCACCCCUGAAAAGGGCGUACGCCCUCACCUCGGUGCAUGUGCACCUCUGUGUUCGCCCCCACGGGGCGAACCAUCUACUCGUGGAGAGCGCCGAGAAGUAUUUCGGGGUCGCGAGUGGCGACGUCAGUCUUCGGGAGCUGAGCGAGGCAGAGCAGCCCCUGCAGCAGGGCCAGUACAGGGCCUGCCUGGCUGACGUGCCCAACAAUGCCGGGUUUGCGCUCAUCCUGCGGCCGGAUUUGGUCUUUCAGAAGAGUUUGAGCUUUGAUCGUGCUGCGUCCCCCGACAUGUUCUAUUUCCAGUGGAACUUGUUCCACUAUUGCGUGAAUCGGGAAAUCGCCGAUCAGAUUCAUCUAGUGGGGGGCAGCUUGAUCCCCGAGUUCAAAGAGAAGUGGAACAGCGAGCAGAUGGGGGCAGCCAAAGCGGGGCAGCCAUACUGGGAUACUUUCCACAUGAUGUUCACGUGGGCCAUCGAAGCCUUCGGACAGGAGCGCGUGGGAUACCUAAUGGAAUAUCCCGCCACGAAUUGUUUAUAUCGGGGCAGAGGCGGUUUUCGGCGAUGGCACCAGUACGGCUUCUGCAAGCAGCGUGGGAACCCCGGGGUGCUUCACUACGGCAACGUCACGAACCCGCUGUUUACCUACGACCGCUUGAUCAAUGGAAGUGCUGACGGCGAGGCGUUGUGCAAAUGGGACUAGACUGCGAGGCCCAGGCGCGCGGGCGAAGCGAUCGCGCAGGUCAUGGGGGAUCCUGUGAGGCCUGGGUUGUUCUGUGCGGGUACAGCGCUGUUUCUGCCGCCGUGGUGGCGGGCGGCAGCCCACGCCAGGGCGUGUUGCCCCGAUUUCCCCUUGUGUUUGCCUCUUGCCCCAGGUCUUUCUCGCAAACUGUGGGCGCCUCGCGUACCCCCGCCAGCCCAUGCAAUGCCCUCACGACUCUGCGUUCCCAGAUGCGGUCUGCGAGGUGCUCGGGCCCGUUUCGAUUGAGGCAUCCUCGGAACCCCAGGCCCCGAGAUGCCCUGAUUUGAGGCACUCUGGCCUGCUUCGCCUGAGACAUCUUGGGGUCCUCGGAACUUUGGGUCCGAUCACCAUGGCUGCGCGAUUCGGGGGAUGCCAGCCCAUCCCCGGGAAGGCUUUUGGCGUGGCCCCAACCAACUGCUUGUGCGAGAAUGUGCGCACGGACGGUGGCCUCCCUUAUCAGGGAGGAGCGCCUUUUGCUAACUUUUGUAGGCAGCGGCGACCAGAAGCGCGCUAGAGGUCACUUGAGUCACUUUUGAGGAGCCGCGCCUUUAGUCUCACUUCUAUCACAAAAACAGAUCGCACCCAUAGUUUCUGUACCUACUUCGGCUGUCCACACUCUUUGCUGGCGAGGGCCUUCCUGACGGCGCACAAUUGAAGACGAGGCAUUCCUCUCCGCCCAGGGCUUGGUCCACACGUCUUGCAGUUGGCGGUCGCGGGGCGGCCAUGAGUGUCUCGGCAGCGUUGAGUGUGUCGGCAGCACGCGGUCGUGUCUACUGGCCUCUGAGUGUGC